Molecule: messenger RNA, 2779 nt
Organism: Salvelinus fontinalis (brook trout)
Lineage: Eukaryota; Metazoa; Chordata; Actinopteri; Salmoniformes; Salmonidae
Gene: med1l
Exons: 16
Coding region: 766-2397 (543 amino acids)
Biological process (GO): regulation of transcription by RNA polymerase II; cellular response to thyroid hormone stimulus
Cellular component (GO): mediator complex
Molecular function (GO): nuclear vitamin D receptor binding; transcription coregulator activity; nuclear retinoic acid receptor binding
Source: RefSeq, a predicted model, not a curated record
UACAUUUAUUUUGACCCCGUACACCAAAUGCGAUCACGACACGCAGGUUAAAAUAUCAAAACAAACUCUGAACAAAUUACAUUAAUUUGGGAUUUAGCUAGUUAGCUUGCACUUGCAAGCUAAUUUGUCCUAUUUAGCUAGCUUGCUGUUGCUAGCUAAUUUGUCCUGGGAUAACCGAAUCGUUUCUAGUCAUCUCUCCUCCUUCCAGGCUUUUCAUCUGUGAAAUUAUAUGGUGAUAUUGGCAUCUACACUUUUACCAGGACAACCGGCAAAACAUUUCGUCUUUCAAUCACCCACGUGGGUACAACCAAUGAGGAGAUGGCACGUGGGUACCUGCUUCUAUAAACCAAUGAGGGGAUGGGAGAGGCAGGACUUUCAGCGCGAUCUGCGUCAGGAAUAGAAAGGAGUUCUAUUUUAGCCAUUGGCAACGCAGACGCUCGUUGGCGCAAUAAUUGAAUAACAUGGAUUUCUACAUUUAUUUUUCGAUGCACGUGACGUGUCUGGUCAGCAUGCUACACAACAUGGAAUCCAUGUUUUGAUUUUGAUAUGGAGAUGGGGUGUUAGCAUCUAACAAUUGGAUUGAAUUACUUCCUGGGCACAGCUCGUCGACGCAUUCACUACCGUCCACUGACCACGGAUAUACCCUCCGACAUGGGAACUGGUAGAUAACAGGACAAAUCGAGAGGUGACACCAAACCCUGUGAACCACUGAUUAGGUGUCUGAAAAUACUCCAUGAAGCACUGACUGUGUCGUCUUUGAGCGCCAUGGUAUCACGGUUGGAGAUAAUAGCCAAACAGAGAGGGAUGGGGUCCCACCUGAGCCCCACUGAGACAACCUGUUACCUCACAGCCGACAUGUUCUACCUAGAGGUCCUACUGCUGCCUGGGGGAGAGGUGGAGGACGUCAAGUUGGCCCAACACGGAGAAGCCCCUCUGUCAAGCGAGUCACUUCUUCAACUGCUAAAGUCAAAGAAGUUUGAAGAAUUCUCAGUGAAACUGAAAGGCCUUUCCUCCCUGUACAACAUCCCUGGAGACAAUGAGACCAAGAUCAAGGUCUACACAGCCCUUCAGUUCUUGGGGAAAGAUCUACAGAAGAUAUCCCAUUUGCCAAGAGCACUGAGGGAGUGCAAUCUUCAAGUGGACAUGAUUCUCAAUGGCAGGAUUGGCUAUCUUACGGCAGGGAGCGAAGGUAUCCCAAUGACUAUCCAAUACUACAUCAGCCCUUCUGACAUUCUGUUGGAGAUGUCUGAUUCAGAGCGAGGCAGUGUUGGCCAGUUGGCCUUGGUGACAGUGGGGCCAACUGACACUACACACAAGCUCCAGGUGGCAUCUGUCAUCCCACAGCCACCUCAGCUUGACGCCCAGGGUCUACCAUUGUUCAGUCCUCUCUGUGAGGUGCUCUCUGAAAUGAUGCCAGCCUGCUUCCAGCUCAAACUGCAGCCACCCCUACCAAUGCUCUCUUCCUUUGUUGAGAAGCUCAGCCAAAUUACAGAUGUUGCCAUAGCUGAUGCUGACCUGCAGUGGGCACCUUUUCCCCAGUUAAUGAUGACCUUAUUAGGGGAAGAUGGUGGCGACAAAACAUGGGAUGGCCAAGAUGCCCACUUUCUAGUGCCCCUCCCAGGUAAAGAGAUACACAGCUAUGUGCUGCCGGGGGCGGCAUGGGAAGAAGCUGCUCUGAGGGGGGCGCUGAUGAGUACCAUACCCUUUGCCCACCCCGCCCAUGUCCCUGCCCUACUGGAGCUGCUCCGCCACCAGUGUGCAAUUAACACUCUACUGGCCAGCUGCAUUACCUCUCACAGGCCCAGCCCAGGUCCAGUGUGUGACCUAUACUGCGAGGUCUUCCCUGAGUCAGGUUCCAGCCUUACUGUGACCUUUCACCUAUCUGACAGUGACUCUCUAUCUGUUUUGCUGGUGAAUGUGUCAGACUCCCGGAAGCUCACCUGCAGUCUGUUUGCAGUGGGGUCAGAGUCAGAAUCCAUGGAUGAAUAUGUCUCCAGAGUCCUAAAGAGAUGUAUGUCUAUUCCUGUGACCAUGCGUGCCUUGAAUCGGAGGCUGUCCAAGAGGACCCGUGGAGAACCUCUACCUGCAUGCUCCUCUACCAUAUCCACUGCAGAUGUCAGCCCUGCUUCUCCUCUCCCCAUAUCCUGUGAGGCUGACGGCAGUCUCUCUUCUGGCUCUGGCCUGGAGUCCAUUGGCAUCCCUACUACCCCCUCUACCGCUGCCGUGUUCUCCCAGGAUGCAAUGGGGCCGGAUACCACCCCAAUGGAGGCAGAGUCUGCCUUCUGUCUGUCUGUUGCUGAAGUCAAUACAAACCCUACUGCCAACCCUUACCCCUGUGCCUCGGUGUGUGUGUAUUCACAUUGGAUGCACAACAACCAUCUCCCAGAACUUAUCUAGUCAGUUUAAUGCGUGACCCACAAAGGGGUUAAAAUGUUUAAGUCAGCUUUAUUUUUUAGAACCAUCCAAUAAAAAUAUGAGUUUUUUGACCUAUUAGUAGUUUUGAGGUAGCUGUCACAUCAGCAUAAUAGGCUUUUAAACUAUAAUUACUUUAAUAUAAAGUAAUUGUACUGCUUAUAACUGUCCCUGCCAAAACAUAUUUUAGCAUAUAAGCAAGCCCUUAGCACUGUUUUACUUUGUUAGUGGGCUUCAGACGUCAGCGUGUUAAACUUCACAUAUUACUCUAAUUUAUGACAUGUCAAUCUUAGACCGUAGCAUGCACUGUGCAUGUAUUUGUAAUUGCUUUGAACCACAAUAUGAAUAUAGUGUGUAUUUCUAAUAA